AUGGACCUUCAUUUGUCGCGGCUACACAGCUCCGCCCUUUCAGACACGGAAAGGCUGGUCGCCUUCCUCAACAAGACUGGUACUGCUGCUGCUGCUGCUGCAGUUGCUGCUGCUGCUGCUGCAGUUGCUGCUGCUGCUGCUGCAGUUGCUGCUGCUGCUGCUGCAGUUGCUGCUGCUGCUGCUGCAGCUGUCGCACUUGCUGUUGCGAUUGCUGCAUUUCUCCCUCGCAGCGCCCCGCCCGCUGCAGCUGCUGCAGCCGCAUGUGGGGUGCCUGCUGCUGCUAAUGCUGCUGCUGCUGCUGCUGCUGCUGCUCAUGCUGCUGCUGCUGCUGCUGCUGCUGCAGAGGGGAGGGACAAGGCCACAAAGGCGCUGCAGUACGGCUGCCGGCUGCUGGCGUGGGCGUCGAGCAAUUCGAAGAUAUCGGAGAAGUUUGCCUCCCUUUACAGGGCGAGCGCGGACAGCCGCAAGUUGUUUCGCCUGGGCAAAUUCGUGAAUGAAUAUUUGCUGCUGCUGAAGCUGGCUGCAGCAAAGACGCCGGACAGCGACACGAAUAGAAAGAUACAACUGCUGCAAGCGCUGUGCCGCGCGGCCUUCUUUUGCUACUGGGUGACUGACAACGCUUUCAUUCUUUCGAAGCUGCGGGUGCUGAGCAGAGACUCCCAGAAACUCGCCAGACUUUCGGGACUCUUCUGGCUGGUGGCUCUGCUGGCGGGGGUGUACUGCGAGGUGCUGCGGCUGCGCGCAGCAGCAGCAGCAGCAGCAGCAGCAGCAGCAAAUAAGGACGCGGACAGCAGCGAGGGAAGCAGCUCUAAGGAAGCAGCAGCAGCAAAUCUGCAGCUGCAAAGCACCAGAAGAACCAUCCAGCUGAACCUGUUGAAGCAGUGCUGUGACCUGCCUGCAGCAGCAAACAUGGCGGGGCUGACAGCUCUGCUGCUGCGCCGCAACUUCAGCGACGGCUUUGUGGGAGCAACAGGACUUUUGUCGGCUUUGAUUUCUUGCCACCAGCUUUACUAG
This is a messenger RNA of Eimeria necatrix, 1014 nucleotides long. Its product is annotated as peroxisomal biogenesis factor 11 domain-containing protein, putative. Bases 1 to 1014 code for a protein of 337 amino acids. NCBI's taxonomy places the organism in Eukaryota, Apicomplexa, Conoidasida, Eucoccidiorida, Eimeriidae. Gene Ontology annotation, biological process: peroxisome fission; regulation of peroxisome size. Gene Ontology annotation, cellular component: peroxisomal membrane. Gene Ontology annotation, molecular function: ice binding. The transcript is spliced from 5 exons. The record is from RefSeq and is a predicted model, not a curated record.